GAAGGCUACCGUGUCAUCGCCUCUUGAUGCACAAGUGCUGUAGGCGGGUGAACCGUUAUUGUCACUUUGCUCGCAGCCAGAACGACCAGUCUGAGCGUCUUUUUUUUUCUUUUGCUGAAGGUUAAUACAAACGCAGUGACAUCCAGCCGACAUGGGGAAGGUGGAAGGAGGAAUGAAAUGCGUGAAGUACCUUUUGUUCGUGUUCAACUUCAUCUUCUGGUUAAUGGGAUCCUUCGUUCUGGCCGUGGGGCUGUGGCUGCGUUUUGACCCAGAAACUGUCUCCCUGCUCAGCGGCGAUAAGGCUCCAGAUACCUUCUUUAUUGGUGUGUACAUACUAAUUGGUGCUGGCAGUCUGGUGAUGUUAGUAGGUUUCUUUGGCUGCUGUGGAGCUGUUAGAGAAUCUCAGUGCCUGCUGGGUUCAUUCUUUGCCUGCCUGCUGAUCAUCUUUGGGUCUGAGGUGGCUGCAGGAGUGUUUGGAUUCUUAAACAAGGACAAGAUAAUUGAAGAUGUCCAGAACUUCUACACCAAGACCUACAAUGAGAACAACAACGGCACAUUGAUCAUGUCUUACCAGAAAGUACUGAACUGUUGUGGAACCAUCGCAAGCCCAUGCUCUGAUCCUGAACCAGAUAAAGACUGUGAGACAGGCAUCAAAGACUUCUUCAACAGUAAACUCUACAUCAUUGGAUACGUGGGAAUUGGCAUCGCUGGAGUCAUGAUCAUUGGGAUGAUUUUCAGCAUGGUGCUCUGCUGUGCCAUUCGCAACAGCAGGGAGGUCAUCUAAGCUGGAUCCGUCACCUCCUCCUGUGUCCAGCCCCUGUACAGCACUUCAGCUCAAAUGUCAACUCCUGUCCAUCAUCCAAGCAGGGACCCAGGAAUCAGAACAUGUUCCAAAAAAUUCCUUUUCACUAUGGUGCUCAACCCCUCUCUCCUGGCCUGUUCUUCCAAUUAUUUCCUUCCUAGAAUCACUCUUUAUUUAUGCCCAGUCACACGUUAAGUAGUAUGCUCUACCUUUCAUAACAUCCUUCUAAGACUUUCACAUAUCCAGUGGGAACUGUACUGUUUCUAAUUACCUGACAGCUUGUGAAAUUGUUUUUCCUCAUGGCCAUUUGGCUACAGAUGUUAACCCACAUACUGUCACAGUAGUGUCAAUGCUUUUUUCACAUAGCCUUGACACUGACCCCUUGACUGUGGGAAACUUAAACCUGAGAGAGCAAUCUGAGGCCAAAGCAGCUGAGUUUGCUUAUCCGGCCGCCCAAAAAUGAAAACACACGCAUAGACAUGCACGAACAUACAAACACAGCAAUGUUGUGUUACAUGAGACGGCAGCCUUAAAAAAGGUUUUCUGGCUUCUGGAAGCGAAUUCUGAUUGGUGGAAUCAGAGUGGUGUGUCAAAAGAGGGAAUGACUGGUGAGUGUUCCAGAUGCAUCCAUCAUGCAACCCCAGCGCUUUUACUAACACAUUAACGCUAAACACACACACACACACACACACACACACACACACACACACACACACGCAGUGGACUGCUCGAACCACACAGGUUGUACUCUACAACCAAGAUCCAGUUGUUGUAAAGGAAUAGUUUAACAUUUUGCUUUAUAUUAAUUAUAUAGGCAUGGGAACAUGAUAAAAGGUAAAGAAGCAUUUUCUCCCAAAAUGUCAAAGUGUUUCUUUAAACAGCUACACCACUGGCUUGCUCAUUAUAGUCGAUUUACCACAAGUCAUGCAUGCUUGAUUGAUUACAUUUCCAAACUGUGCAAACAAAGCUGGUGUGUGAGAUUCAAAAAGCUACCUUAAGUGGUAGUAGAAGUACAUUUAUAAAUCAAAGAUUCUUCUCUGAGGUUGAAAAUGAUCAGUGAAAGUAUACAUGGUUUGAAUUUGUAAAAACUACCAGUCAGAUGCCCUUUUUGUCUCUAAACGAAAGUCCCUCAUCUGUUAGGCCAUGUGACCCAGUGUCAUGAAUACCACUUCCUAGUUCUUCUCUGAUAAUAAAUACGCUCUCUUACAUAAGAGAAUACCCUCAGUCUCUGUUGACUGUACAGACGACCCAGAUCAUGUGGCCAUGUUUACAGGCUAAACAUAUACUAGCCUGUCAAUUGAGUAUAGGCACUGAGGCGGUGAACUUUGGAUGUCCAUGCCAGGCCUUUGACCUGUUCUCACUUCCAUCUUUUUUUUCCCCCUCUGUACCUUAAUAGUACACCUCCCAUAACAAAAAGCAAGAAAAUAGUCCCUCUAACCUUCAGUAACCCCCAUAGACCUCAAAUCACUUCAUUCAUCCAUGUCAGAUCAGGCCACUGUAAAUUCUGUAUUGUUUGUUCCAAGUGUCAGGACUCCAUUAUGUAAAUAUGUGUGGAUUUUUUUUUUUUUUUUUUGUAGUUGUACAUUAUUUGUGGCUGGUGUGUUAGUUCCUAUUUAACAUGCUGUGUGUAGACAGAUUUUUGCAGUAGUUUGUACAGUGUUGUAGUCUUGACAGUGUUUGAAAAUGUGGUCAAAGCAAAUCCACUUGGCUAAAACAGCUUCUUAAUGUGCCUUUCUUUGAUAACCAGCUAUCCGGUGGGCUGCAGGCUGUCUGAGUGUAGUAAGUAAAUGUAGCAAAAGUGUACAUAUGUUCGUAGAGUUGGACUGCAACGAACUGUCACAGGCAUUCGAUGAGUAGCACAUAUUUGCUCGACUCACUGCUGUUGUUUCGGCGUGUCGCUCCACUGUGUCUUCUCAGCCAAGAGGGCUGAAGUGGCAACAAUUAGCCUGCCAACUAUUUCAAAAGCCUUUUUGGUGCAAAGAAAAUCUGUUCUUAGGACACUGAGCAAUGAAGUUGAAAUUCAAAUGAUCAUGCUAUAUUGGAUGAAAGCACUGGUCAAUAUUGCUUUUUUGUUGUUUUUUUUUUGUUUGCUUGUUUGUUUCAUUUCACUGUAAUGUGACACAAGUGAGGAGACAACAAAAGCUUACUUACCACUUUGGGAUGCCAGUAGGCAGUGUUUACUCUGAGGGACUGAAGCAACACUGAAGAGUCACUAGACUGUCACUUCAGAGGCUCAGCGGAGUUUCAACAGUUUACUCCUACUCGAUCCCCGAAGCUGUUGCUGUGUUCCUCGGUUACGUUUGUUCAAGCAAAUCUGGAGAAGCAACACACUCCGGAACCUAAAAAAAGCACAGUCGAGCCUUUCAUAGAUGAUUGUGUGUUAAUUUAUUUUCAUACCAUUCCAGGCUUCUCAGGAAUAUGGGUGUUUGAAGUUCAAAUAAAGGUUUUAAGGUUUUACAGAC
Molecule: messenger RNA, 3264 nt
Organism: Amphiprion ocellaris (clown anemonefish)
Lineage: Eukaryota; Metazoa; Chordata; Actinopteri; Pomacentridae
Product: CD9 antigen-like
Exons: 8
Coding region: 152-784 (210 amino acids)
Cellular component (GO): membrane
Source: RefSeq, a predicted model, not a curated record